Scheffersomyces amazonensis is the source of this 1155-nucleotide messenger RNA. RefSeq lists its product as uncharacterized. Gene Ontology annotation, cellular component: cytoplasm. The transcript has a single exon. NCBI's taxonomy places the organism in Eukaryota, Fungi, Ascomycota, Pichiomycetes, Serinales, Debaryomycetaceae. The record is from RefSeq and is a predicted model, not a curated record. The coding region runs from base 196 to 1122 and encodes 308 amino acids.
UUCCGACAACCAAAUCAUCGCUAAUGAUUGUCAAAACAGUGUUAUCAACAGAAGUGACUUUUUUAAUUCUGUUUUCAGUGCGGCAGCAAAAAUGUCGUACCAGUUUAAACUAGUCUAAAGACCCUUAGAGACAUUGAGACACUCUAAUAGAAUAUAUACACUAAUAGAAAUAGAUACUUAGAUAUAGACAUCCAGAUGAACUACGACGACGACCAACCUCCCAGUGAACCACCUCCAACAUACGAAGAAGCAAUUUCUGACUAUACUAGAAAGCCUGAAAGACGACCUCCACCGACACCUCAAAGACCUCAAUAUAAUGCUCCGCCUAUGCCUACAAGACCUUCUCUGGUUCCUAGCAUAAAUACCAGCACAAGCACCAGUACUAGUGUAAAUUCCAGUAUUAGUACCAGUACAUCCACCAGUACUGGUACUGGCACUGGAACAAGCACUAGUACAGGUAAUAUAGACUUAACGGAGUUAUAUACUACCAACCCCACAUUACCUUUUAAAUUCCCUAGAGGAUUUCUCUGCUCCAAAUGUAAAAAUUCUGGUUAUAAAACAAGUAAUAAUAAGAUAUGUCGAGAUUGCUGGGAUAGAUUCUAUUUACGAGGGAAUGCCUAUAAUCCUAAUCCUCGAUUAGCAUUCCAAUACCCGGUUAAUUUCUUAUGUGAUAAAUGUUAUAAUACCGGAUAUAAGAAGAAGAAUCGACAAUCAUGUCAGGAUUGUUGGGAAAGAUUUAGUCCUCGGAAUCAAGUGGCUGCUAGUUAUACACCAUUCAAUCCCUUAGGAGGUCUCUUAGGGGGUACUUACACUAAUAGUUAUAUGGGUCCAUCUCAAGGACCAUGGACGGCAGGUCCAAGUCUACCUCCACUAAGAGUACCUCCUGGAGAUCCCAGAUUGGGAGGAAUCUUAUGUGGUAGAUGUCGAGGGUCAGGACUAGUCCAUACAUUUCUACUUGAUGAAGAAUUGUGUCCAGUGUGUAAUGGACUAGGGAGAGUAAUACAUGGACCUCAUAUACCUCCACCUCAUGGAUAUGGACCUCCACCUCACGGACAUGGGCCACCACAUCAUGGACAUGGACAUGGACAUGGACAUGGACCUCCCCGUCAUGGACGCUGGUAAAUACUGUACUAAAUACAUUCACUAUAUACCUAA